CAGAGCGUCGGUGCGAACGUUGGCUAAAGGCUAUAAGGCGAAAAGAUCGUGAAACCACAUUACAAGAAAUUAACAAGCUUUGUGGACAUAAUAAGGAAUCUUUAGAAAUUAUUCGUGGCUUAGCCUGGCAGUGAGUUGCGGAAAAAAAUAGAGUUUAGAAAAGAAUCGCCGCCAUGUCGAUGGAUCCGUCAGUAUCGAUCGAAGAUUUGGAGCGCCGACGUCGACGUGCCAGCGCUGCCAGCGCAGCCCGCAAAGCCUCAAACACACCGCAACCGCCAGCACAAUUCGGUCAUGACUCCGAAGCCAUGGCUGUCAUCAAUGAGAUAUUUAACCCCACAUUGAAGCUGCCCGAGUCUAGCGGUCAUUACCGCCUGCCCGAUGAGCUGCGUGCGGAUGAUCAUGUGGCGCCACAGGAUCUGGAUAUAGCCAAGCUGGCGGAACUGAAGGAAGUUUUCUCCCUUUUCGACACGGACUGUGAUGGACUAAUCUCCAAAGAUGAUUUACGCUUCACGUACACGGCACUGGGUCAUGAGCCCAACGAGCAACUGAUGGAGCAAAUGAUGGAGGAGGCCCAGGAACCACUCACCUAUGAGGCUUUCGUUCAGCUAAUGUGCAGACGCACUGUGGAAUUAGAUCCGGAGGAAGUGCUGCUGGAGGCUUGGAGCAAGUGGGAUGAUUACGGCACCGGCAAAAUCGAUGAGCGCAAAAUCUACGAGGAAUUGACCAACUACGGCGAUAAAAUGAGCAUCAGCGAGGCCAAGGAGGCACUGAGUCAUGCGCCAAUGGCCAAGCCAAAGUCAUUGGAGGAACCGCCCAUGAUUGACUAUCCGGCAUUCUGUCGCAUGCUUGGUGGCAUGCGUAAGCGCAAGGGCGAGUAGCCGCUGAAGCACCUGUCCAAAGGAAUCUCUUCUCUUACCUUUAAAACUUAACGCCAACUUUUGUUAGACUUUUUAUCAAAAUAAAUCGUGAAGAACAGAGAAAAGCACAGAG
This is a messenger RNA of Scaptodrosophila lebanonensis, 990 nucleotides long. Its product is annotated as calmodulin. The coding region runs from base 174 to 878 and encodes 234 amino acids. Gene Ontology annotation, cellular component: myosin II complex; cytoplasm. NCBI's taxonomy places the organism in Eukaryota, Metazoa, Arthropoda, Insecta, Diptera, Drosophilidae. Gene Ontology annotation, molecular function: calcium ion binding; myosin heavy chain binding. The transcript is spliced from 4 exons. The record is from RefSeq and is a predicted model, not a curated record. Gene Ontology annotation, biological process: post-embryonic development; locomotion.